AAAAUAGGCAUGUGACUGGAUGACGAAUACAUGUAUUUUGUAUUGUAUUUAUUUCUGGAUGUAUUUUGUUUCUGUUCCUAGAAUUGAUGUGGCCAUCACAUUGGGGGAGAAGGAGAAAAACGGUUGAGAAUCUGGAAAGAUCCAUGCUCCUGACGUCACCCGAAACAAAAAACGGGACACAAAAGACAAAGCACACAGCACUCAAGGCACUCGGCACUCACCACCACAGUUCAUUUGGUUUCGGUCUCUCUGCUGUGCAACAUCUAAUAAAAUUGUUCAGUGCAUAUUGACAUCCAAAAAAAAAAGUAACAAUGGCAAAUAACGACAAUAUGGAAAAGUUGAUUCCAUUUAUGAAUCAAAUUCAAGAUAUAUUAACAAAAAAUGCUGAUUCUCUUAAAUUUGACUUACCACAAAUUGUGGUUAUUGGUGGUCAAAGUGCUGGUAAAGAUACAGUCUUGGAAAAUUUUGUUGGAAAAGUUUUUCUUCCAAGAGGCAAUGGAAUUGUAACACGCAGGCCACUGAUUUUACAAUUAAUAACCAACAAAUACAGUGAUGAAGAGUAUGCUGAAUUUGAACACACCGAAAGUGCAAAAUUUAGAAUCAAUGAAAUUUGUAAAGAGAUUGAGAAUAAAACAGUUGGCGACAAUGGAAUAAAUCCUAAACCAAUAACUUUGAAGAUUUAUUCACCAACUGUUUUAAAUUUAACAUUGGUUAAUUUGCCUGAAUUGACAACAGUAGCAGUUGAAGGACAACCAGAUGAUAUUGCUGAUCAAAUAAAAAAAUUGGUUCUUAGUUAUAUAAGCAAAGAAAAUGCUUUGAUAUUAACAGUAACACCUUCUAAUAUUGAUCUUGCUGAGUGUGAUGCACUUAAACUUGCAAAAGAAGUUGAUCCAGCUGGUACCAGGACAAUUGGAGUCAUUACCAAGCUAGACAUGAUGGGUGAUGUUAGGUACGCCAAAGCUGUUUUGGAAAAUAGAUUGUAUCCAUUGAGUAGAGGAUACGUUGGCGUCAUCGAUUGUAAUCAGUAUGAUAGUGAGGAAAAAAAAAGUAUUGCUGAUGCAAUUGAGUUUGAGAAAGAAUUUUUCAACAGUCAUCCAGCAUAUAAAUUUUUGCCUGAUAGACUUGGGGUUCAUUGUCUACAUCAAAUGCUCAAUGAACAAUUGACAAAUCACAUUCGUGAUAAAUUACCAGCAUUACGAAACAAGUUGGAUACUGAAUUAUCAAAUAUUAUACAAUAUUUAGGAAAAAAGGAUUGUCAAGUCAUCAAGUCAGCAUCAAAAAUAGAAUCAUUAUUUGAAAUGCAUAGAUUUGUUCUCGUCACGUUCAAUAAAGAAAUUUGUUUUCAUGAAUCUAAUGGAGCCAGUAAAAGACCACGUGAUGGGUUCGAUAUUUAUAAGAUGAUGCGUGAAAGUCUUUCACUUGGUAUUCACAGUGUAGCACUCACUGCUGAUAAUUUACGUAAUAAAAUUAUUGAAACAAUUUCCAGCAUUCAAGGUGCAAGAGAAGGUAUCUUCGUGCCAGAUAAGAUAUUUGAAAAUGUUGCUAAAGCACAAAUUAGUCUGUUGAAAGAAGCAAGUAACGAAUGUGUCAGCCUUGUUGUUAAAGAACUCAUCGGUAUCUUGAAGUAUUGUACCAAGCAUAUGUUCGAAUAUCCAGGUUUACGAGAAGAAAUUGACAGAUUAUUAAUUUCACAUGUCCAAGAAUGUGAAAAAAAAUGCAAUGAAAAUCUUGAUGUUUUAUUUCAAAUACAACUCAGUUAUUUGAACACUGAAAAUCCAGAUUUCGUUAAUUUCAUGAGGGCACAAGAACCUGUGGCUUUUCAAAUAAAAUCAGAGGAGGUACCACAAGAAAAUGGAGUUCCCUGUUCCAGCAUUACUCAUGUAAUGCCAAUACUUUGUGAAAUGCAAGAAGUUGAAAAAAUUCACAUCAUGAUUGAUUCAUAUUUAAUAAAAGUUACAAAAAAUAUUAUUGAUAUUGUUCCAAAAACUAUUAUGUUCUUUAUAAUGAAAAAUAUGAAAGAGUAUGUUAAUCAUAAGUUGUUGGUAGAACUUUACGAGGACAAUGAUCAAUCUCCCUUGACGAAAUCAUUGAAAGAACAGAAGGAUAAGCAUGAUGAACUUCUUCGUAUGCGUGAAGCAUUGCAAAAAUCAUUGGAUACAAUUACCUCAAUGUCAUCAUUUACUUGAGUCAAGUAAAAAAUAUUUGAUCCAAUCCAUAGCUUUAAAAAGUUAUGCCUUAUUUAAACUACAUAUUACAUUUUUAUGUUCAAUUUAAUUUUAAUUUUUUUUACUAUCGUAAUCAUAUUUAAUUUAUUACUAUUGUAUUCUGUCUUGAGAAUAGUAAUUUUUGUGUGUCUUUUAAAAUUAAUAUGUCAUCAACAUACUUUUACAUUAUACAUUUGGAUUUUGUUUGAACAAAUUUUAUUAAAUAGCAAACUUGAAAAGAAAAACAAAUUUAA
Messenger RNA from Aphidius gifuensis, 2458 nucleotides. RefSeq names its product dynamin-1-like. The coding region runs from base 312 to 2186 and encodes 624 amino acids. Gene Ontology annotation, molecular function: GTP binding; GTPase activity; microtubule binding. Gene Ontology annotation, cellular component: microtubule; membrane; cytoplasm. The record is from RefSeq and is a predicted model, not a curated record. NCBI's taxonomy places the organism in Eukaryota, Metazoa, Arthropoda, Insecta, Hymenoptera, Braconidae. The transcript has 13 exons.